ACCGUUAUGCACCAUGGGUGGGGGUGGCUCCACGAGACGGCUGAAUCUGUACGUGCUGUCAGCAAUGCAAGAUGAGGGUUACGCUCCUAUCGAGUGGAUCGGUAUAAUCCGGUCCAAUGUGUUGUCGUACUUGACAUUAUGACCAGGCACUUCGUUGAAAGCUAAGAAAGCGCUGUCGUUAAGGGACUUUGACGUCAAGACCUUAAUCGGCACGGGGAUGCUGGGGCACGUGUACGUUGCGCAAUACAAGGGCUCCCGGCAGUACUUUGCGAUCAAGUCGAUGUGGAAAGCCGACGUCGUCGAUCGCAACAUGCUGAAGCACGUCCAAUGCGAAAAGCAAACCAUGGAGAGCCUUCGCCAUCCGUUUCUCAUCAAGUGCUAUGCCAAGUUUCAAACGAGUGACCAGCUCCACUUUGUGCUCGAGUACGUCCCUGGUGGCGACCUCUUCAAAUGGCUACACGAGUUCCAUCGGUUCUACGACCACGAAGCCAAGUUCUUUGCCGCGGAGCUCGUCCUCGUGCUCGAAUUCAUGCACCGCGAAGGCUACAUCUACCGCGACCUCAAACCAGAAAACAUCGUGCUGGACGCGCACGGCCACAUCCGUGUCAUCGACUGCGGGUUUGCCAAGUACGUGGGCAAUCCCGAAGACAACGGCCGAUGCACUACGUCCGUUGGCACCCCCCAGUACCUCGCUCCAGAGCAACUUCGCAAGAAAGACCGCAGCUACACCCAAGCCGUGGACUGGUGGGCCUUUGGAUGUGUCGUGUUCGAACUGCUCAUGGGGCGCACACCGUUCUAUCGGUCACCCAGCGACACGCCGUACGAACUGUACACGCGGGUCGUGCAGGGCAAACUCACGUUUGGCGAUCGGUUCACGCCGCACGCCAAAGACUUGAUCCGUCAGCUGCUUCAGCCGGACCUGGCCAAGCGCCUGGUCGACCCCGUCAAAAUCAAGCGUCACGCGUGGUUUGGGGACGUUGACUGGCAGAUGGUGGAGGCGCUGCGAAUACAAGCCCCCAUCCACCCCCCCUUGCGCAUGGCUGGCGACACUGGCAACUUUACACCGCUUGACAAAGCAACAAAAGCAACACAUAAAUCCAUAUCGGCCGCGAUGGACCGCGAGUUUUCCGAUUUCUAACGCAGCGUGUUUUGUGUUCA
This is a messenger RNA of Aphanomyces astaci, 1158 nucleotides long. RefSeq names its product AGC/PKA protein kinase, variant 2. NCBI's taxonomy places the organism in Eukaryota, Oomycota, Saprolegniomycetes, Saprolegniales, Verrucalvaceae. Bases 218 to 1138 code for a protein of 306 amino acids. Gene Ontology annotation, molecular function: protein serine/threonine kinase activity; ATP binding. Gene Ontology annotation, biological process: protein phosphorylation. The transcript has 3 exons. The record is from RefSeq and is a predicted model, not a curated record.